GCGGCGGCGACGGGCACUGGCGACUACUGGCGAGCAGGUAUCGCACGGAUCACAGAUCGCACUCGCGACGCGAUUCGCGAGUUGGCGAGUCGGGCGGCGAAUAGCGGGCAAUACACAGCGGGGGAAGGAUAGAAAAAGGUGCACGCACGUAUACACACGCCAGCGGACAGAUUCGACACUGGAGAUCAAGUGUUGCCGGACUUGGGCCCGGUGAGAAGAACAGUAGAGAUGCUGAAGCAAUUGCAGAUGGGGAUGAGAGCUUUCCUCUUAAUGGCCUCCCGUGUGUGGACCUGCAUCUGCUUUCUACUCAAGAAGCAGGUUAGAGCCAUCUCACAGAUGCAACCAGUCAAAUACGAGAUCUUCCCGCUUUCACCUUUAUCUAGGCACAGACUUAGUAUAGUUAACAGAAAAGUAUUAGUACUGGAUUUAGACGAAACGUUAAUUCACUCUCAUCACGACGGAGUAGCAAGGCCAACAGUCAGGCCUGGUACGCCUCCAGAUUUUGUUCUUAAAGUGACGAUAGACAGACAUCCUGUUAGAUUUUUUGUCCAUAAAAGACCACACGUAGACUUCUUCUUGGAUAUUGUUAGUCAGUGGUACGAGCUAGUAGUCUUUACUGCAUCCAUGGAAAUAUAUGGAGCAGCAGUUGCGGAUAAAUUAGAUAAUAACAGAGGUAUUUUAAGGCGCAGAUAUUAUAGACAACAUUGUACGCCAGAAAUGGGUUCCUAUACCAAGGAUUUAUCAGCAAUCUGUUCAGAUCUCUCUUCAGUCUUUAUACUUGAUAACAGUCCAGGAGCUUACAGAGCCUAUCCACACAACGCGAUACCCAUAAAGUCAUGGUUCAGCGAUGCGGGAGACACCGCUUUAUUGAGCUUACUUCCAGUCUUGGACGCUCUUCGUUUCACGCAGGAUGUACGAUCCGUUCUUUCAAGGAAUUUACACUUACAUCAUACUUGGUAGCAUAGCCGAGAUUAAAUGAUAUACUAGAUAUUCUAGGAUUGAAACUACUAGCAGUUUCAGUUAGCGUGUCUAGCCUAGGAUUAUUAUUGUUAUUAAUUAAUAGCAACAUUAGGUCGCUACCCGUAUAAUAAGAAACAAUGAGAGAGAGCGAGAGAGAAAAAACCCCCUUCUUCAGUCCUUGGUUUUUCUAUGCUCGAACGAACAGCGGCGAGCAAAUAUCGAAGGGUAUUCAGCCAAUAAUUACAUCAGCACAAAACAUCCUAGGAUAAUUCUUUGCGUUGUACAGUCCAUGUAUGCAAAAUUAUAGAGCGAAGUUCUUUACUUUUUCUGUUAAAUAAGCCUUUACCAAAGACCAAGAUACGAAAAUAAGGUAGAACCGCAUUAGCCCGCAAGAUUUUUCAUUUUAGAUAAGGAUUAUACUUACAGUUUUUAUUUAUAUAUUUUGGCGGCACAUCAUGGAAGCUAAAGCAUUGGAAUAAAAUACUUUUGUUAUUAUAUAUUAUUAACCUAGGAUGUAGAGAGAGAAAGAUUGAGAGAUGUACCUAAGUCAAAUGGAUUUCGCUGUAACUCACUGUAUCAGUGAGGCAGCUAUCCUGGUUAUAUCUAAUAAAAAAAAAGUAUUAAUAUAAAACCAGGAAAGAGUGAUGUGACAUCUGUUUUCGUCAAAACUUCCGCGAUAUGGAAUAUUACAUGUAUGCAAUUAUGAUCUAUAAGGUUGAUUGCGUUAGUGCGCUCUCCCAAGAAGAGUUUAUAAUAUGCGACUUUUCAUUUUCUCCAUUUCUCCAGAAAAUAAUUGCAAUUAAUAAAUUUAUAAACGAAAAAAUAUACAAUGUAAAAAAGAAUAUGUUUGUAAAUAUCUUGAUGUAGUUUACAUCAAGUAACACCGACACUAACACUAGUUUAGAUAUUUAUUAGACACCAUAACUUUCGUUAAACUUUCGUUUCUAAAUAAUAACCAUGAGACUGUAAGAUUGAGGCAAGGAUGAUUUAUAUACCAAUAUAGUACUCAAUUACAAUAGUUGCAAAUACUUUUGAAAUGUGUUGCGUAAAGGUGUUGUAGACAAAUUUUUCUCUAAUUUAAAAAGCGCGUUCGCAUUUAAUUUACACAUUUAUUCGAUUGAUUAUACGUAUAACGUGUUUAUAUCACAUUCACGAAAGGUGAAAACAUUGAAUUAUCACAUAUCAUGAGCUCUCCUUGUAAGCGAUAUAAGCGAUAUAAUAGCAGACUGUACACAUACAUGUACACACAUAACACAUACACGCGCGUACACACAUCUAUGUACUUUGUUUGCUUGUUUAGUGAUGUAACAAUAAUAUCGAACAUUAUACAGUCUGUACAUAUUACUCGGGUGUAUUUGACGCAACUCAAGUAUGACUGAUUUUUGUAUGAAUGAUCGACAUAAGUAAGUUACAAUACAUGGACUUAAUUUAAUAUCUCUACAUGUGUGGUGUAUGUAUAUGUGCGCGCGCGCGCACAUACACAUACACAUGCAUUUAUACAUAAAAUGUAAAAUCAAUUUAUUCAAUUUAAAAAGUUGAAAAAGAACAAUACGCCCAUGUGUACAAGAUCUAGCGAUAUCAGUCAUUCUUCAAUAAAGAUUUUUUUAAUUGAAGUUAUCGUUUUUCUGUCAUUAUGUAUUGUACAACGUAUAUACUUUCUCUAUUGUAAAUAACAAUUGUUCUCGCGAGACACGAGCCAUGGGCAAUGCGUAUACAUAUAACAGUCUUCUAUGUAAAAUGGAAGAGUAAAAUUAAUUAUUUCAAUUUAUUCAAUAAAAUUAUAUCUGUACACACAACACUGUCUGCACUGUAACGCGGACAAGUACUAUAUGUGAAAGUAACUUCUCAGUUUAUAGUACGAUCCAAUUCCAUUUUCGAUACAAAAUUUACAAUAUUAAACACGAUACUUUGUAUUGUAACUGUUUUCGAUGUUUUUAACUCUAGAUUAAAAUAUUAACAUUUACAUAUA
Vollenhovia emeryi is the source of this 2929-nucleotide messenger RNA. RefSeq names its product CTD nuclear envelope phosphatase 1 homolog (gene Dd). Lineage: Eukaryota; Metazoa; Arthropoda; Insecta; Hymenoptera; Formicidae. The transcript is spliced from 5 exons. The coding region runs from base 229 to 960 and encodes 243 amino acids. The record is from RefSeq and is a predicted model, not a curated record. Gene Ontology annotation, molecular function: protein serine/threonine phosphatase activity.